This is a messenger RNA of Macrosiphum euphorbiae (potato aphid), 294 nucleotides long. The record is from the annotation of a GenBank genome assembly. NCBI's taxonomy places the organism in Eukaryota, Metazoa, Arthropoda, Insecta, Hemiptera, Aphididae.
AUGGAAGCUCAGCACGUAUGUUUACUUUUACAUUGUGAAGUAAGAUGGUUAUCGCGAGGUAAAGUUCUAAAUCGAAUUCUGGAACUUAAGAAUGAAUUGUUAAUGUUUUUUCAAAACGAAGGUAACACUGUUUUUAUAUCUUUUCUUACAGACGAUAUUUGGUGUGUUAAAAUGGCAUAUUUAGCUGAUAUUUUUAAUUAUUUAAAUAGCGUAAAUGCUGGUAUGCAAGGUAAAAACGAAAAUAUUCUAACAUCCACGGAUAAACUGUUAACAUUUUUCAAAAAAAUACGGUAG